This is a messenger RNA of Dimorphilus gyrociliatus, 1420 nucleotides long. NCBI's taxonomy places the organism in Eukaryota, Metazoa, Annelida, Polychaeta, Dinophilidae. The record is from the annotation of a GenBank genome assembly.
AAUGAGGGGGUCAAAUGCUGUAUGCACAUUCGUUCAUUGCCCUAAGUUAUUUACAUUUAUACCACCAGAUGUCUUCGGUCUUCCACCACCCCAAGCCGCAUCGAUCCCCGUUUCUCAUCAGCAACAACAUGCAAUGCAGACCAGACCUGUUACUGCAGUCGUCAGACAACAGACUCCGACUACAAUCCGACCCGUUAGGCCUUCUCAACAAAUUCACGCAAGCCCAGCUCAACAGGAGAAUAUGAAAAAAUGCAAAAAUUUUCUCCAAACUCUUCUAAAAUUAGCAGCGAACCAGCCAGAGUCUACUGUUAAUAACGUCCGUCAGCUUAUACAAAAUUUAAUAGAUGGAAUUAUGAAACCCGAAGAGUUCACUCAACGACUACAAAGCGAAUUGAAGUCCUCGCCUCAACCUUAUCUAGUGCCUUUUUUAAAUAAAUCACUCCCCCUGCUUCGUAAUGCCAUGCAUAAUCAGAAUAUGAUAAUAGAAGGAAUAAGGCCGCCUAGAACUAUACAACAAUUAAGUACACAAAGAGUAGUAAGACCAAAUAUAGCGGGUGGAAGCAUCGACAAAGUUUCAGCAUUAUCAACGCUUAUGAAGCCAAUCCCUCCUACAAUAGGUUCAACAAGUCCAGUUCGAACAAAAAACAAAUAUGAAUCGUCGAAGGAUGACGACGAAUUCAAUGACGUUGCUACUAUGGGAGGAGUUAACCUUACGGAAGAAUCCCGAAAUUUAGCGGCGGCAAACGAUUUAGGAACAUUAAGGUCGUAUAAAGACGAAGCACUGCUUGCCCAACCUUCCCUUCAGACUUAUUUAAAUUCUGUUAUGAGAAAGCACGGGUUAGAUACUGAGCAGGAACAAUCCGAUAUAACAAAAUUGAUCUCUCACGCCUGUCAGUUACGGUUAACACAAAUGAUGGAAAAGUUAAUCGUACUUUCUGAACAUCGGCUUGAAUUAUAUAGGGGACAAUAUAAUCUAGAGAUGACAUCGGACGUCAGGACUCAGUUAAAGUUUAUUGAAGAUAUAGAUAAAGUUGAGAAGAAAAGACACGACGAAGUUGAACGUGAACAAAUGUUACGAGCGGCAAAAAGUCGAUCAAAGAAUGAAGAUCCAGAGCAGGUGAAAUUGAAGCAGAAAGCUAAAGAAUUUCAGCAAUUACAGGCUGAGGAGUUGCGACACAAGGAAGCAAACGAAACAGCAUUGGCCGCCAUAGGAACUAGAAAAAGAAAGUUAGAAGAAGAGAGUAGACUAGCCAAUUCUCCAGUAUCAAACUCGAAUUCAAACGGACAAAAUCGGGUUCCGCAAAAUCUGGCUCGAAAUCGUAAGAAGCGUAUUACAGCAAGAGAAGUUAUUCAUGUUAUGGAAAAUGAUAGACAUCUUAGCAAAUCGAAAUUAUUAUAUAAGACGGCGUUGAAACAAUAA